Colossoma macropomum (tambaqui) is the source of this 1742-nucleotide messenger RNA. RefSeq names its product DnaJ heat shock protein family (Hsp40) member B12a (gene dnajb12a). Gene Ontology annotation, biological process: cellular response to misfolded protein. Gene Ontology annotation, cellular component: endoplasmic reticulum membrane. The transcript has 9 exons. Lineage: Eukaryota; Metazoa; Chordata; Actinopteri; Characiformes; Serrasalmidae. Gene Ontology annotation, molecular function: Hsp70 protein binding. The record is from RefSeq and is a predicted model, not a curated record. Bases 24 to 1142 code for a protein of 372 amino acids.
GCCAGUGGAGUUCCGCUGUCGCAAUGGAAUCAAACAAGGACGAAGCGGAGCGCUGCAUCGAGAUUUCUCUCACAGCGCUGAGAGACAACCAGCCCGACAGAGCCAGGAGGUUUCUGGAGAAGGCGCAGAAGUUAUUUCCUACUGAGAAGGCGAAACGUUUAUUAGAAUCUAUAGCUCAGAAUGGAAAAGCACAUGUCAGUGAUGAUUACUGUGGAGAAAGUGACGGCGCUGGAGUAAGGCACAGAACUAACCAUGCUGGAGACCAGACCUCGGGAGAAAGUGCCACAGAUGGAGCCAAGUCAUACACACCAGAUCAGCUGGAUGCAGUCAAAAGGAUAAAAAAGUGCAAAGACUAUUAUGAAAUUCUUGGAGUCAGCAAAGAUGCCUCGGAAGAUGACCUGAAAAAAGCAUACAGAAAACUAGCUUUGAAAUUCCAUCCUGAUAAAAAUCAUGCACCUGGUGCUACAGAGGCAUUUAAAGCUAUAGGAAAUGCAUAUGCGGUUCUUAGCAACACUGAGAAGCGGAAGCAGUAUGACCUUUAUGGGGAAGAGAAAAUCCACCAAUCACGCCAUGGCCAUUCUCAUCGCGGCUUUGAGGCAGAUAUUUCCCCUGAGGAUCUAUUCAACAUGUUCUUUGGAGGUGGAUUUCCAUCUAGUAAUGUCCAUGUCUACAGUAAUGGCAGGAUGAGAUUUGGGCAUAACCACAGGCAAGAACGAAGAGAACAGCAGAGAGAUGGAAGCCUUGCUUUGUUUGUUCAGCUGAUGCCCAUCCUCAUCCUCAUCAUAGUUUCAGCCCUCAGUCAAAUGAUGGUGUCCAGCCCUCCCUACAGUCUUAGCCACAGUCCAUCUUCAGGCCACACAAACAGGCGACAAACCGCUACUCUGAAGGUGCCUUACUAUGUGGGUGACCACUUUUCAGAGGAAUAUAGCGGAAUAAAUCUAAAGAACAUUGAACAGAGUGUGGAGGAGGACUACAUUUCCAACCUUAGAAACAAUUGCUGGAAAGAAAAACAACAGAAGGAAGGAUUGUUGUAUCGAGCACGUUAUUUUGGAGAUUCAGACCUUUACCAAAGGGCGCAGAAAAUGGGAACACCCAGCUGCUCAAAGCUCUCAGACAUUCAAGUCUUGUUACAUGGACACUGAGAGUCAAGAGUCCAGUGAACGUCUGUUUUGAAGGUGACCAAGUAUAGACAUAUUCUGCUCUCACCAAACUUUCACUGAAAGUAGAGUGGGAAUUUGCACCAGGAAAAGCAAAAAUAGUCUGUAUCCGUGCGGCGGUGGGCUCGCAUUUGUCUUUCCUCUCCCUUAUGAUGUUGGCGAAUUUGCACAUCAUUGGAUAGAUAUUGCUGAAAUCUGAAAAAUGGGUUUAAAAACAAUUCAUUUGAAAAUAACUGGUGAUAUAUUAUGGAUUUGGAGGUACACAAAACAUUAUGUAACUGUAUUUUGAAUGGUAAGCUAUGCUACUAGCUUAAUGCUUUUCUUUUCAGUCUGUGCACCCCAAUUCCAUUGUAAGCAAUUCUUAGUACCCUGUAUUUGGGUUAUCUGAGCCACUCAAGAUUUUUAGUAUUUCUUUGGACCUGUAUUAUUUGACAACAAGAACUUGGUGAAUUCAAAUUUAAGUUGUUGCCAUUCCUUAUUUAAUUCAUUGUUCACUGUAGAUUUGCUUGUUGUUUUUUUUUAAUAAGCAUUUGAGAUUAAUGAAAGAAUUUUGAUCUGUAUUUAUUAAAAUUGAAUCAUCCCAGA